Messenger RNA from Pseudoliparis swirei, 1173 nucleotides. Its product is annotated as pro-interleukin-16-like. The transcript has 5 exons. Gene Ontology annotation, molecular function: cytokine activity; CD4 receptor binding. The coding region runs from base 106 to 828 and encodes 240 amino acids. Gene Ontology annotation, biological process: induction of positive chemotaxis; leukocyte chemotaxis. The record is from RefSeq and is a predicted model, not a curated record. Lineage: Eukaryota; Metazoa; Chordata; Actinopteri; Perciformes; Liparidae.
UUUAAUCCCUGCAGUCUUUCAGACCUGUGUAACUUUGCUGGAGUUGACUACGAGUCGGAGAAUGAUAACGAUGAGUGGCAUCGGUCUGCCUCGCUGAGCUCGGACAUGUCGGCCCUGUCCUAUGUGUCUGUGAUGCCCAGUGAGGAGCUGGACCGGCUGCUGGAGGACGUCAGGAGCAUGGGGGACAGCACUCUGCAGGACUAUAAGGAUGUGCAGGUGGUGGUUCUCCAUAAGGACAUGGGCGUGGGACUGGGCUUCAGCGUGGCGGGAGGUGUGGACCAGAACAAGCCAGUCACUGUUCACAAGGUGUUUCACUCGGGUGUUGCAGCCCAGGAAGGCUCCAUAAGGGAAGGGGACCAGGUCCUGUCAAUCAAUGGCACAGCACUUUGCGGCUACGCCCACUGCGAGGCCCUGAGGGUCCUGAGGAGAGCAAAGACUCGGGAGAUGGGGGUGGUGGUCAUGAGGAGGGGAGCGAUGAGCAGUGUCUGUAAGGGGGAAGCGCAGACAAAUAUCCAGGGACAAACAAAGACUCAGUCCACUAAGACAGAUCAACAUGUGUUUGUUUGUCUGGAGAAGAACACCAGGGAUCUGGGCUUUAGCCUGGAAGGAGGUGCAGACUCCAACUGUGGGAACCGACCACUCACUGUACAGAAGAUCUUCCAGGGGGGUCCUGUGGACAAGCUGCGUCCUGGUGAUGAGGUGGAAGAGAUUGAAGGAAUGAGCGUGGUGGGGAUGAGGCGCCUGGAGGCCUGGACUUUGAUCAGAAGACUUCCCCCUGGGCCGGUGGACGUGGUGCUUCGUCGCCCUGUUAAACAUCUGGAAACAUGAGGAUUGUUGAAGUGCUUUGAGCAUAGUAAAGGUGGCUAGGAACCAGAUUUAAUUUAGAUAUCUGGACCUUAUGCCAUUUCAACAAUUCAACAAAUUGUAGACAUUAUAACAAAUCCCUAAAUAAAAUAUAAUCAAAAUGUUUUAUUUUUCUCACUUUAUCUACAGGAUUACAUCUACCUCAAAGCUUGUGAUAUUUCUUUACCAGCCCAUAAUUCAAAUGCACUCAUACAUCAAAGUCAACCAACCUUUUGUAACACAUACUUUGGUCAUCUAAAAGCGAGUAAUGUGGCGCCUGUACAUAAAUACAUGUGUUGUAAAAUAUUGUGAAUAAAGAAGCUAACUGCA